Ilyonectria robusta is the source of this 5129-nucleotide messenger RNA. RefSeq lists its product as uncharacterized. Gene Ontology annotation, molecular function: chromatin binding; ATP binding; histone binding. Gene Ontology annotation, cellular component: nucleus. The record is from RefSeq and is a predicted model, not a curated record. The transcript is spliced from 4 exons. Lineage: Eukaryota; Fungi; Ascomycota; Sordariomycetes; Hypocreales; Nectriaceae. Bases 122 to 4981 code for a protein of 1619 amino acids. Gene Ontology annotation, biological process: positive regulation of transcription by RNA polymerase II.
UAUCGUGCACUACCCACCCAGGUCAACGACCUUCUAAAGCUCUCUCAGACCCAUCUGCUGUGCUGUUCCACGCCGCAGCCUCGACAACUGCAUCACCAAUCGGACCUUAGCUGCAUCCAAGAUGGUUAGCAAGCGAAAGAGAGUCCUCGAGGACUUCGACCCGAACAAGUCGGACUCCGAGGACGAGAACUUCGACCCCACAGUGGAAAGACCACGCAAGAGCUCCAAGAAGGCACGCCCCUCGAGAGCUGGAAAUCCAAGCCGCAAGCGAGCCCACCGUUAUCGAGGAUCCGAUAUUGACGACGACGAAGAAGAGCUUUCCGAUAGCCAGGAGGAAGAUUUCGGGGAGGACUUCGAUGACGAUGAGGAGGACGAAGACGCGCCUGUGAACGCAGCUGGUCGUCGGGCCAGAAAGGCUGCCGUCAAACAUCAAAACUACAAGGAGAGCAGCGAAGACGAACUUGAAGAGGGUUCCAAGAGCGACUCUGAGACUCUCGAAGAACCCCCCAAGCCAACCGUGAGGCGACUUGUUAAGCUCAGAGUACCUCCGACUCCCUCGGGUGCUGUGACGCGAAGGGCAACUAGGGCGCAUACAGAAGAUGCUGAGGAAUUUGUCGAGCUGUCCAAUUCUGGCCGACACGCUGUUAUUUCGCGAGACUCGAGGAGUAGGAGCCCCGAAUCGCUCGCACGAAACACGAGGUCCUCUCGCGGUAUGAAGGGUCUCAAGAAGCCCGAGACUAUUGAAGAGGCGACACAAGAGACCAGCUCCCGAGAGAUCAAAAGCGUCGACGAGAUUGAUGAGUUAUCUCAGGACAUCGAGCUGAUUGAGAAGAAGGAGGAAGUGGAAGACCCGACAGCGCUGGAGCCGGAGAAGCAACCGGAGCAGGAUCCGGAACAAGAGGAGGAACAAGAUGCGGAGCAUGAUCAAGAGAUGAACGAUGCCGACAACGAAAAAGCGACCGGGGAUGACGCGCCAGUCGAGACUGUCGAGGACGAUGAUGACGAAGACGAUGUUCCCAUCACCCGCAGGACGCGAGGCGCGCGCGCAAGUAUUUCUGCGCCAACAGAAGACGCUGAAUCCGACGGCGGCCCCAGGAAAUCCCGCCGUCUGACUCAAAAGGCCGGCCUCAAGAAAUCGACACAGGAACCUAGUAGCGAUUUCGACCCCGGCGAUGAUUCGGAAGCCGAUGGCUCUGCAUCCGAGAAGGGUCGUGCUGACGUUCACGAAAUUGAAAGCCCUACUCCUCGAGGCCGACCGAACCAACGAGCAAGACCGACCCGGGGUUCUCGCCAAGGCGGUGAGUCCGCAGACGAAGAACCCGAUUUCGACCUCGACGAGUUGAACGAAGAGGCUCGCGAGCUUCGACAAGACUCUCGCUCACGUCGCCGACCUCGGAAAGAGUCCCCUAUCGUCUACCAAGAGAACACCCGUCGAUCACGAGCUCGUGUGAACUACUACAUGCCUCCUCUGACUUCGGUCAACAUUGAAGAUGAAGAGGAUCCGGCCCCAACACCUGCCCGGGCACGACGAGGGCGCGGCGGCGCUAGCCAAGGAUGGGAGCGUAACCUGAACACUACGUUUGGCCCAUUCGGUGGAGGCGGCGGUGCUGGCUCACUCCUCAACGGUCCUUGGGGCACCGGGGCGGCUGGAGGAGUUGACUCCGAUAGCAGUGACGAUGAAAUGGUUCACCGCUCCAACGUUGCUGGCAACAUGGGUAUGACACCGACCUCUGCAGCCCCUGGCGGGCUUCUUCCAGUUGCGCCCGGCCUGAACGCUGAGGGUGUUGGCGCCACGCCUAAUGUCGGCAAGAUCAAGGAUCGAAAGGCUUUGGCCGACGCUGACCCUCUUGGGGUUGAUAUGAACGUCGACUUCAGCCAGGUUGGUGGAUUGCAAGGCCACAUUGACCAGCUGAAGGAGAUGGUUCAGCUCCCACUGCUCUACCCGGAACUCUUCACUCGAUUCCAUGUUACUCCGCCGCGAGGUGUCUUAUUUCAUGGCCCACCUGGUACGGGUAAGACGCUGCUCGCUCGAGCUUUGGCGAACUCAAUUGGCUCGGGCGGCAAGAAGAUCUCGUUCUACAUGCGAAAAGGAGCUGAUGCCCUGAGCAAGUGGGUCGGUGAGGCUGAGAAGCAGCUUCGAUUGCUGUUUGAAGAGGCCAGGAGAACCCAGCCCAGUAUCAUCUUUUUCGAUGAAAUUGAUGGCCUUGCACCUGUUAGAUCUAGCAAGCAGGAGCAGAUUCAUGCCUCCAUCGUCUCUACGCUGCUGGCCCUUAUGGAUGGUAUGGACGGUCGUGGUCAAGUCAUCGUCAUUGGUGCCACUAAUCGUCCAGACAACAUCGACCCGGCACUUCGUCGUCCAGGUCGUUUUGACCGAGAGUUCUACUUCCCCCUCCCUGACAUUGAUGCGCGAAAGUCAAUUCUGAACAUCCACACCGCGGACUGGGGUCUCUCCGAGCCGUUCAAAGAUUCUUUGGCUGAUAACACCAAGGGCUACGGAGGUGCUGACUUGCGAGCCCUCUGCACUGAAGCCGCUCUCAAUUCAAUUCAGCGGACGUACCCUCAGAUCUACUCCUCGACGGAGAAGCUGGUGGUCAACCCCGAAAAGAUUUCUGUUCAUGCCACAGAUUUCAUGCUCUCCAUUAAGAAGCUUAUCCCGUCUUCUGAGCGAUCGGCAACUUCGGGUGCUCGUCCUCUUCCCAGGUCCAUCGAGCCAUUGCUCCGUGCCCAAUUUGCCGAGGCCAAGCGGGCUCUGGAUGACCUUCUGCCCCGAAAGAAGAAAUUAACAGCGCUCGAGGAGGCUAUGUACGAACAAUUCGAGGAUGACGACCAUGGCUUUGGCAGAGAGCAAUUGCAUCAAGAAUUCGAGCGAUCUCGAGUGUUCCGCCCUCGGUUCGUUAUCUAUGGUGUGAGUGGAAUGGGUCAAGCAUACCUUGCCUCGGCAAUCCUGCACCAUUUCGAGGGUGUCCAUGUACAGAAUUUUGAUCUCCCUAGCUUGCUGGCGGAUGGACGGUCAAUGGAGCAGGUUAUUGUCGGCCUUUUCACGGAAGUGAGACGCCACAAGCCCAGUGUCAUCUAUAUUCCCAACAUUGAGGCCUGGUAUGCGACACUCUGCGGAACUGUUGCUUUCAUUACCUUCCAGACCAUGUUGAGGUCUAUUGCUCCCACCGAUCCGGUCCUUCUGCUUGCCACUGCGGAAUCCGACAAGUCGGAGAUCCCUAACGAACUUUUCCGCGACUUAUUUGGAUACUCGCGCAAGAGCAGGAUGGAGAUUCCCCGGCCUGAGAAGAUGAACCGGAUGGAGUACUUCGCCACGACGUUGAACUACAUCAAGAAGAAGCCCGCCGAGUUCCCAGAUCCCGAGAACCGCAAGAAGAGGGUGCUCGAGGAACUACCAGUUGCCCCCACACCGGAGCCAGCUCCUCCCACCAAGUUGGAGAUGAAGGCCCUGCAGAAGAAGGAUCACCAACUUCUCAAUGGCCUGAAGAUCCAGCUUCAGCCCAUCAUGGAUCAGAUCAACCGGAAGUAUAAGAAGUUUAGACAACCUGUCAUUCCCCAGGCCCAGAUCGACUAUCUCUUUGUCGAAUCAGACCCCAACUACGUACGACCGGAUCUUGCGGGAGACCAGCCCCGACCUUUCGAGAUUGUCAAAGAUAAGUACGACAACGACGUUUUAAGGGACACCACUACCGGGAAGUGCUACUACAACUUGGAGACGACAACAAUCGAGGAGCGCUUGUCGAACGGGUUCUACGCCCGUCCAAAGGACUUCCUGUUUGAUAUCAAGUCCCUCGCAAAGGACGCGAAGAACAUUGGGGAUAAGGAGCGAACUCUCAAAGCCAACGAACUUCUCAGCAAUGUCGAAGUUGAUGUAGCUAGUAUCGAGAACAGCACGUCGCACAUUGACUGGGAAGCCAUCUAUCGACGUCAGAUCCAGCGUGCGAAGCAAGCAACUGAGAAAGAGCGAAAGAGGAAGGCUAUGCAGUCGCUUGUGGACCGCGUCCAGUCUGAUCUUGGCGGUGGGAAUGACAGUGACUCUCAAGGCCCGGUGACUCUCGGAGAGCCAGUUCCCGGGUCGCGAACAAUGGCUCGAUUCCAGGUGAAGAGUCCACUGUCUAAUGGUCAUGGUACUUCCGGCCAGGAAUCGCAUCCCCUCAGCAAUGGUACUUCUCAUCCUUCUGGAGAAGGCGAUGUCCAGAUGAGCGGUGUUGAUGAUGAGACACUGCCCAUUUCUGAGAUGGGACCCCCGACUAAUCCUCAAGACGCCAGCAUUGCGCCAACGGCGAUGACGCAGAUUUCCCAGAAGUCUGUCGUCACUUCUUUGCCUGCGGGUGUGUCGCCGUCAGCCGUUGUAAACGAAGCCUCUACGACAAAGAGUACUGAUCCGUCCACCCAUCGUUCAUCCAACUUCAGUACACAGAUCACCAACGGAACACAUGUCGAGAACCGAGGUGGCGAUGAGGAUAAUGACGGGGAGAUUCCAGACACGUUGCCUCUGGCCAGCCAACAUACCCCCGACGAGCCAUGGAUCCAUUCUCAGGCUGGGGCUCUCACCCGAAGCAACCCGAUGCCUGGAUCGAAUCUAUCGGGCAGUCCUACUUCGUCUCAGUCCCAGGUCCAGCGGACACCGGGAGGUUCCAAGGUGCAUAUGGGCAUGGCUCAUUUGUUGAAUGAUCAACCUAUCGAUGAUAGGCAAUCGAUCCGAAAUUCUGGUUCAUCAGCAUCCGCAUCGCAGCCGCUCUCAGUUCACGGUGCAGUAGACAACUUCCUGCACGAAGUGACGGACGUCACCGGGGGUUGCACAAUUGAGCAACUGGAGCAGAUCAAUCGCGAACUGAUGGACGAAAUCUGGCGCAGCAGACAUGAGUGGAACCGAAUGAAGGUCCUUGGCGACAUCACGCGCGUAUUCAAUGACACUAUCGGGGAUAUUGAGAGCAUGCAAGGGAUGGGCCCGCUUAGCCAGCGACAGAACCUUGACAUCUAGGAGGAGAGUUCGACCAGGCAGGGCACUUCAAAUCCCGCUUCUCAAGGUGGCAAAUAUGAUGGCGGUUUGUUGAGGCACAGCAGACGAAGUCUGGGGUCUUGUAAUAUGAGCAAGGAAAGAAAGCGACGAGUCGGUGAUUGAUUGUACA